This is a messenger RNA of Cladophialophora yegresii CBS 114405, 420 nucleotides long. RefSeq lists its product as uncharacterized. NCBI's taxonomy places the organism in Eukaryota, Fungi, Ascomycota, Eurotiomycetes, Chaetothyriales, Herpotrichiellaceae. Gene Ontology annotation, biological process: 2-oxoglutarate metabolic process. The transcript is spliced from 2 exons. The record is from RefSeq and is a predicted model, not a curated record. The coding region runs from base 1 to 420 and encodes 139 amino acids.
AUGCGCCCCUCACUCAUCCUACGGGCAGCCCACCAGAGGAAGCCCCUCAUAAAAUUCCUGGGCAAAAGAACACCGCCCAAAUCAGUAGACCACACACCUCACGCCCACCCAGCCUCGCCCACAGAUUCGCUCCCCGAAAGCUUCGCCUCGUACCGGUCGAAAGCUCAACAGCAUGGUCCGCUGAGAGGAGGGAACGGCAAUGGGGGCGGUGGUCCUACACCGUCCUUCUCCGCACCCACCACCAGCUCUGUGACUUACGGUCGCAUUGGAGGCCACGCCGGACGGGAACUGGGUCCUGUCGAACCUAAGAAGGGCGAGUUCUUUGACCGGGACGAACUGCCCAAGCGGUUCCGGCGGACGCCCUGGUCGGAAGAGGAGAUUGAAGCGAUAACCAGUGGAGGGGCCAGCAUGUUUGCUUAA